Molecule: messenger RNA, 986 nt
Organism: Eremomyces bilateralis CBS 781.70
Lineage: Eukaryota; Fungi; Ascomycota; Dothideomycetes; Eremomycetales; Eremomycetaceae
Exons: 1
Coding region: 138-719 (193 amino acids)
Source: RefSeq, a predicted model, not a curated record
CGUUUUCUCGAAUCGACCCGAGCCGGUUGGCGCGGAUGAGAUCGACGAGGUGUUUUGAGAUUCUGGCUUUCUGAUCCGGGCACCAACGACGACCUUGCAGUGCACAAUCUUGAAAUCAUCCGGAAUUAUUUUGCCCAAUGUUGGGAACUUACCCGACCAAAACUCCAAGUUGCGAGGACAGUUCAUUCAACAUGGCGUACCGAAAUCCUUUCCCGAGCAUCGCAUGGCUUUUGUCGGAUUGCAUCUUCCAUCAUAUCGAUGAAAGGAAUGUGUCGAAUGAAACGGUUCGAGAGCCGAGCUAUUAUUGUGAUAGCAGUGGAGAUUGUCGCGGGCAAGGCUGUCUUUCGGUGGUCCAACGCACGGCAGAAUACGACGACUGGGAUCACCACUACAGCACCCUGCUAAUUAUAUCCUGCCUCCGAACGAAAACACAGGCGCCUCAGCCAAUAAGUAAAUUAAUCGAGCAACUUCGAUUUCCGAAUGGGUUUAGCAGAGGUGCCGAACUGACUUCGCCGACGUGCAUGGUGGAAGGCUUAUCCGUUGGGAAACAUGCGAUAACGCCACGAGUUUCAUCACUCGGUUGGACUCGUCUCGGAAGACGAGCGGCUCUGGAUCUCGAUGGUCAACAUCUCUUCAAUACGAUGGUCUUACUUUGCAAUGUUUUUCUUCUGCCAAGGCAGACUGCAGCAGAUGACCAUGGUUCCGUUCGGAUGAUCUGACACACCUAUCCCACACUGAACUUCUAGGAUUCCGUGAUGGAAUAUAUACCUAACCCUAACCUGGCGUGAACAGUGUGAGGGUACAGCAACACGAAGCCAUCGUCGUUUGGGUUCUUCGUCGACCACCUGGCAUUGUGUUUUGGCAUGACAAGGUAAGGAGAAGCUCCAGAGGAUUGAACUGUUCGUGGGAAUGAGUGGAGGAAAAGUCGCCCUAUGGGCCAAUAUCGGAGCCGGAACCAAUGCGCCGCUUACUGCAUCCGGCCCGCA